Molecule: messenger RNA, 2596 nt
Organism: Pimephales promelas (fathead minnow)
Lineage: Eukaryota; Metazoa; Chordata; Actinopteri; Cypriniformes; Leuciscidae
Gene: tbc1d17
Product: TBC1 domain family, member 17
Biological process (GO): activation of GTPase activity
Molecular function (GO): GTPase activator activity
Source: RefSeq, a predicted model, not a curated record
UGGUGUCAUCUAGAAAAAAAAACGGAAGUGCGAUUGUUUUGGUCGAUCUACUUGAACACACAGGGGGAGGAAUGGAGGCGAAACAAGAGAGUCACAAGCUGAUCUUUGAGAAGGAGGGAGUUUACCUCCACACCAAUGCCAAGAGGAGCAAUCAGGACACAACCAUUCCCGGCUUUAUCCGGAUAGUUGAGCGGGAUGGAGAGCCGGCACUAGAAUGGAGUCCUGUUGAGGAUGAUGGGAGAAAUGCUCCGGCUGUCUUCUACACCAAAAAGGAUGGCGAAGGAGGGGAAGAGGAAACUAAGUUUGACCCAGGCUAUGAGCCAGACUGGGCUGUCAUCAGUAGAGUCAAGCCGGACAGACGGCAGGAACUUCCACCGGUCAGAGAAACGGGUCAGUGGGGCUCAUUCUCUCUGCCCCUGUCAGAGCUGUACUCUCUUCGGAGGGCUCGCUUCUCUCUGGGAAGAAACUUCUUGGUGCUGACCAGCAGAGGGGGCGAUCCUCUCCCACCCCUGCAUUUCCGUCGAGGGGGCACUAGAGAGCUGCUAAAAGCCAUGCAGCGUUACAUCAGACUGGCCCCGUCCCCGAUGGAUGGUAGGCUCUUCCUGGCAUACCCACAUGACUCUGGGGCCCUGUCGCAGUCGUUUGAUGAGCUGCACCUAUUUGAUGAUACCAGUGCAGACCUUGUGUCUAGGUUCAUACAGGACCCUUAUGCGACUACAUUUGGGGGCUUCUCCAAAGUGACUAACUUCUUCCGGGGAACACUUAGACAUCCAGAGUCGCCCCACAGUAACCGUUCACCUCAGGACACCCAUUUCCCACAUCCAGCUGAUGAGGAGCCAGGCUUUGAGCUCAUUACCUGCGGAGCGGAGCUCGGUCCCAGACCAGAAGUCAAAAGAGGAAAGCCGUUGGAUGAUUGGGAUCAGUUUUUGGAUCCAGAGGGCCGUGUCACAGAUCCACAGAGGGUCAAGGAGUUGGUGUUUAGAGGGGGCAUUGUUCCAUCUCUGCGGAAGGAGGUAUGGAAGUUCUUACUGGGGUUCUACCCAUGGAACAGCACAAGCAACGAGAGAGAGGACAUCCUUAGGGUCAAAACGGAUGAAUAUUUCAGGAUGAAGGUUCAGUGGAAAUCAGUUAGUGAAGAGCAGGAGAUGAGGAACUCUCUCUUCCGAGGAUACCGUAGCCUCAUAGAACGGGAUGUGAAUCGAACAGACAGACAGAAUUCCUUCUUUUCUGGGAACGAGAACCCUGGGCUUGCUCUGCUCAAUGAUGUACUGAUGACGUACUGCAUGUAUAACUUUGAUCUGGGUUAUGUCCAGGGGAUGAGCGACCUUCUGUCUCCUCUCCUCUUUGUUACCCAGAAUGAGGUGGAGUCCUUCUGGUGUUUGACAGGCUUCAUGGAUCUACUGCACCAAAACUUUGAAGAGUCUCAGGAGGCCAUGAAACAGCAGCUCCUUCAGCUCAGCCUCCUACUGAGGGCACUCGAUCCAGAGCUGUGUGACUACCUGGACUCUCAGGACAGUGGUUCACUUUGUUUCUGUUUCCGAUGGUUACUGAUUUGGUUUAAGAGAGAAUUCUCUUUUGAAGACAUCUUGAGUCUUUGGGAGGUCCUGUGGACUCGUCUGCCUUGUGAAAACUUCCACUUACUUAUGGCCUGCUCCAUUCUCGAGUCACAAAAAGGGGAGCUGAUUGGUUCAAAUCACGAUUUUAAUUCUAUACUUAAGCACAUCAAUGAGCUGACCAUGAAGCUAAAUCUGCAGUCAAUACUCUGUGGAGCAGAGGCUAUUUAUUUGCAGCUGGCACACUGCAAGGAGCUGCCUUCAAAGGUGCAAGAAGUUAUUGGGCUGCAUGUCCCAUCAAGCUCAGCAGAAGAGAGUCCCGACUCAGAGCCCAGAGAGACGGACACCCUUGUCACUCAUUCAGAGGCCAGAGGAGCCACUUCCUGCCAGCCGUUUAACGGGCAGACACCACAGCGCCCGCCUCCUACGUACCCCUAAUUCCAGAAGUGGAUCGGCUGAAGGGGAACAGAUGAUUUUAGCUGAAAUAUAAUGAUGAAUAUUCCAAAAAUGAUGAUUGUGUUUAUAAAAUAUGGUGAAUGUAAUUCAGAGAUUGAAAUCUAGAUCUGCAUAAACCUAAUAAAAAGGAGAUCAGCUGACUGUUUCAAACUGUACUUUCCUAAGAAGGGCUGAGUAUUUGCGACAUGCUGUUCAGAGUGAUGUGUGAAUGACUUUAUAGACAUUAUAGACAGAGAACAGAGAACCCUGCUUAUAGUGUGCCUAUUAUAGUCGCAGCUCAUAUUUUAUCUGUUAAUAUUUUAUGCAUUAAAUGAGCAUUAGAAAUCUAAUUGUUUGAUCCACUACUUGUAGUCCUGAAUUCCAUGUUAUUCCUUAUGUGUUGUAUGAUAGUGUAUAUUUUUUCCUUUCUUUUAAUGUUUUUUGUCUCCCUCACUUCCCUUUACUGUUACACUCAGUGACAGAAGAUAAUGCUUUGCACUACCAUUUUGCAUGCAGUGUAGCAAAGGCUGUCAUGUUUGUUUUUAAUAUUACCCAUUUUCAUACAGCUAAAGCAUCUAUAAAAUAAAGCAUUGAAAUUGAGUUCAUGA